Messenger RNA from Echinococcus granulosus, 7497 nucleotides. Its product is annotated as Nipped-B-like protein. Gene Ontology annotation, biological process: establishment of protein localization to chromatin; regulation of gene expression; replication-born double-strand break repair via sister chromatid exchange. Bases 1 to 7497 code for a protein of 2498 amino acids. The record is from RefSeq and is a predicted model, not a curated record. The transcript is spliced from 22 exons. Gene Ontology annotation, molecular function: chromatin binding. Gene Ontology annotation, cellular component: Scc2-Scc4 cohesin loading complex. Lineage: Eukaryota; Metazoa; Platyhelminthes; Cestoda; Cyclophyllidea; Taeniidae.
AUGGUUAUUGCUGAGCGCAAUUCGAAGCGGAGCUCCAAUCACAAUCGAUCCGCCGAAAUGUCUAUGUCAAGAUCCCAUGUUUCUCGUAAAAAGCAAAAGGGCCCCCUAAUUUGCUCCUCCUCAUCAUCCUCGUCUUCUUCGUCAUCAAACGCUUGUAGGCUCAGUCCAGCCUCCUUUAGCAAAGGCCAUCGUAAGACCAACUCUGAUGCACGUUCUUGCUCCUCGGAGGAGCGUAGGAAGCCUAUUCCACAAAGAUGUGAGUCAACAUCUGGCACUGAGCCGUGUACAGAAAGUUCUGCGAUGGAUUACGAUAGAUACGAGAAGGAUGAACUAUCGUCCCUCAAAGCGCUCUCCGCUACUGCAGUUGCCGGUGGAGUAGCCUCCUCACGCCUCUCCCCUUCUUCCUCUAACAUAGCUGCCUCCUCUGAUCUCUCCGACUCCGAUCGGACCGAGAUGGUCAUGGAGGCAGAGAAACGGAUAGCUGAGGAAGUCGCGAAGUUUGCUGCCACAUGGACCCACUUCUCUGCACACAUAUCCGAAUUUUUAUUGCGAGUUGGGGGCCUGGAUCUCUCCAAAACAGCUGGUGAUAUGUGCAUAACCGCAGUUGAUCCGGGCGAGGAUUUCUCUUCGGUCGUUGAUCAGACACCGGUCGAGGCACGCCUAUCCCGACGUGAGGUAAACGCCCUCUAUCAUGAAGCGGAGGAGGCACGAGUAUCUGGAUUCAUAUCCAACGAACCUAAUGGACGUUUGGUCAGGUUCUUGAAUCUGUUAAGAGUAAAUAUUCGUGAUGCAUCUUCGCUCAUGGCUCCCAAUCCCACCGUUGCGAAUUUCAAGGAACUUAUCCAGCGCCGAAAGGCUCGCAUUGAGCGUCGGAAUGGUGGUGCAGAAGGCAACAGUGGCAGCAGUGAACUACUCUCCGAGUCAUUGUUAUGGUCUCAUCCGGUGUGGAUGCGAAUUUUGCGUGGUCUGGAUUCCGCACUUAUUGCUCUUCACAUCAUUGCUGGACCUGAUGUCCCUCGAAGUCGUCUGCUUGCUAUGGAAGAACUCGUGGAAGCCAUCACCGCUAUUACACACUUCCACUUUAAUCGACUAGUCACCGUCAUUUGUACUCCUGACGAGUCCAAACGCUCCGGGUCCAACAUUCCUGUGGGGCUCACAAACCUUGUUCGUGAAAGCCUCGGCAGUCGAUUGAGUGAAGCGUUGUGUGGUCUGGCUAGCCUCGUGCGUCUCCACCCAGGUCGAUUCACCGACUCCCUCAUUAUGCACCUCACUGACCUCGCUAUUCUCGUCAUCUCUUGUGGGCUUAGCCCUGGGACCUCUCGAAGGUCACCCCCUCCAGGCACCACUGCUUCUUCUUCACCACCCUCUGCUAUCCUCUUCCCUGAGACGGCUCCUCAUCCCGUCCCUGGUGAGUCGCUGGAGCGGCGGGAGCGUCGUCAGAAGGAAUAUUAUGAGCGCAACGCUUGGCGUCUUCAAAUGCAGCGCUCUGCGCUCGCCCUUGCGUCCAUCAUCUUCUUACAGUAUGAUAAACACCGUCGUCUGGUCGCCAGUGAUGUUCUGUCAAAUCUCAUCACCGCACCUAUAAAGGCGGUCUCUAAUAAGACUUCUAUUUCGUCCUUUGCCAGAAGCUGCUCCGCUAUGCGAAACUUCUGGAUUUUAGCAUCGGGGAGUUUCACCAAAGGUUGGCAGCCCUUCUGCCGAAACGCCCAAACUUCCUCCUCGUCUGCCCAUAACUUUGUGGCGAAUUCGCACUUCCUUCGUGUGCAUCCCUUCACCGCAGUCCUUAUGGCCCUCAUCCAGGGUCUUAUUCCCGCCCCUUCACAUAUGGCUAGUGGGCGACGGAGUUCGAGUGCGGGUGCACCGGCCACCCCGUCAAGUGGUGUCAGCCAACAGUCCACUACCACGGGCACCGGCAUGAGUGACCAACACGCCAACAUGGAUGCUACGCAGCUGGCGAAGGAGGAGAAGUCUAUGUGCAGUGCAUACACCAAUGCCAUUCGCACCUCUCAAUUUCUGAUCUCGGAGAUGUUCAGAAAAGCUGUUGCUAAGGGGGAGGAUAAUCUGAGUCCACUUGUCGACACAGUUCUCGUUGAUCUUCUGAGGGUAGCAGCCGAUGCUCCAAUUGAGUGGCCAGUAGCGAGUCUCCUGCUCACUAUUUUUGGCAAAUUCCUGAUCCAACAGCUAAAUGGUUCCUCCACAACACCCUCCUCCUCGCGAAGUCAAACUCCCACUCAAGGAGCUGCUGCUUCCGCUACGGCCUCCUCAUCCACAACGACCUCAGCGUCAAAUCGAAAUGCUGAUUCCAUGGCUCGUCAGAUUGCUUUGGAUAGUCUUAUCACUCUCACUGGAGGUAUGUAUUACCUCCAAAAGCUUCGGGGUUCUGUCAAUAAAAGCAAUUUUGAUCUAGGGGAGGCUAGGAGUGCACUUUCCACAUUCCUUGGAAGCCCUAUUUUGGGUCUCUAUCAUCUUACUCUCGGUAUUGCCGACGAAUCGAAGAUAGAUGCUGCUUCUGCCCCUGCUGGGGAACUCCCCAACCACACACGACAGCGAGAUUUCGCUUAUCAACUCAUCUCGCGCCUUCGGUAUAACCACUUUGAUGGUCUCACAGUGGCUGCCAAAAGGUUCCACUUGGUGACGUGGUUGCACGAAACGAACCAGGAACUCAGCUUAACCACACCUUCAUCAACUGAAGAGAGGCGAAAACAAUUGGAGGAGAUCCGUAAGGGUCUUUUAAUGGAGUUCGCCUCAACCCAUCACAGCAUCUCUGGCAUAGCCCCCUGGUUACCUCCCACGCGUGGAGCGGGUAGUGGUGGUGGCGGCGGUGGUGCUACCAGCAACCGUGCGGGUCUCAUCAGCCCCGCAGCCUCUGAGCCCAGCAUUGCGGGCGAGCGGCCACUGAGUGAUACGAAGCUGGCUCUUUACACUGGCUACGGUGUGGGCGCCGACAUCAGGCAUAAAAAAACCGCUUGUGCACAUAGAUUUGCCACUAAAAUUGCCGCGCAUAUUCACAAUCCAAUCGGGUUCGAUGUGCUCUAUAUGCAGAUUGUCAAGAUCCAACCGGUGACAUUUGGUUUUACCAACACUUCCACCUAUGUAGAACCGGAAUUUUCUCUGAGGUAUUACAUGUCUGCAAGUAGUUUUUUGUACGAACCUACAGGGCUUGGAAUACUGGUAGAGCAGGCCAUUGGUGUGGAGGUUGAAUUUCUGGAGACUAGAAAGACUCGUAUGGUCCACGAUGCAUCGCUUGUUGUACGUACUCGAGCACUGAAGGGUCUGUCCAACUUGGUUGAGACCUAUCCAGAGUGCAUUCCAGCACCGGUGAUCACGGAGAGCCCUACUCCUAGUCCCUCAGACCUCCUCUCAAUCGUUCCUCUUCGCCUCAUGGAUGGUUCACCGAUGGUGCGCGAGGCAGCCGUCGAGUUGGCUGGACAUCUGGUCAACAUCCCCGACUCUGCCUUUCCAUCACGCCUCUUCAAGCCUCUAGUCAAUCGGGUGCUUGAUAUGCAACUCAGUGUUCGCAAACGUGCUGCCAAGAGUCUGCAACAACUCCUUCUUUCUGACUCUGAUGACACACUUCGAACACCUCUGCUUACCUCUAAACAACGAUCUGAUGCCUGUGUCACGCUUCUUAGACGUUUUAAUGACGAAGAUGCUAUCAAGAAAAUUGUAAUGGAGACGUUCACAGCGCUCUGGUUCACUUUUGGAACUGGUGAAGAUGUGGACGCUUCCAAAUUGGCCGUACGUCUCGAAAAACUUGCCCGGAACAUGUGUGAGGUGGUUUUAAGCGUUCGGGGCCGUGGUUCUGGUGUGGUGGAAGAAUUCAUGGCCUCGAUUCUUAACCAAGAAUCACCAGAGAAGGCAGUUCAAGUUGACGCCGCCAGCUCCGAAAUUGUCGACUUUCUUUUGAAGAUAGUUCAGCGCUACCACAAUGCAAGCUGGCACACAGCAAGUUGUCCACUUCACCCGAAACACAAUCGAGGACGUCCAUGUAGCCCUGAGGCUCACUGUAAAUGCUCUACUCAACCGCCAGACGUUCUGUCAGUACAGAAUGUUUUCCUAGUACUUAGCAUCAUGGCCAAACCUCGGCCUCAGUUAUUUUUGCAGCAUAUACCCAUAUUAGCCGAAGUGGUCGCCUUCGCUGCUGUCUCGCAGGACAAUGGGGGCGUUCUGGAUGGCAAUACUCUCUCCUACGCCAUAGAGAUUAUUGAAUCGUGCUGCCGCCAUGUUGCCGCCGAACGAGGCUCACGGUUGAGUCAACUGUUUCGCGAUGGCACGGAUGCCUUGGAGGAUUACCUGAUCGUCCUUCUUCAGCGACAUUGUCGUGUCGUUGUGGACUCGUCGGUUGCAUGCCUGGCAGCUAUCGCUACUCAGCUCACCAUGAACUACUCCCGUGUGGCCACCUGUUUCGCUCAGUUUUAUGAAUGUCUAAUACAAGAACGCAAAGCUGCAACAGAGCGCCUAAGGAGGCUCACCUCCAAACACACUGCUUUCACCGCCUCUUCCUCCUCCUCCGUUUCUUCUCUACGUUCUCCGUUGAAAGCGCGUCCCAAGGUACUCCGCGCUGUCUAUGCUGUUGGAUUGAUUUGCAAGCAUUUCUCUCUCAAGGAUCUUGCUAACGCCGCCGUCAAACUGAGUAACGAGUCUAACACUGGUGCUCGGCGCUCUUCCAUUGAUCUCAGUAUUCUUACCCAUCAGGCUAAUAUCGGAACGAACAACCGCGAUGAGGUCUUCAACACUCUCAUGUUCUUCUCAGAGACUGCUCUUCUGAUGAAUAUCGAUGAGGAAGCUCGUCGUGCCCUCAUCACCACCAGUAAUGAGGACGUUGAGAUGGCCAAAAAGGCCGUUGCUGGUCUCUCCUUUUUGGCCAACCGACACGAUUACCUUUUCCGCUCGCCACGCCUUCAGGAAUUCUUUAAGAGCAUUCUCUCCGGAGUGAGUGCCACUUUUCCACAACAAGCUGUUGCUGAUCUUCAGUGUAUCGUUCUCGACUGUAUAAACGCCUUUUUGGUCGACGAAGAGAAAACGAUGCUGAGUAAUGAUAGCAAUUGGCUGGCGCGACGGAAGCAAGAAUCGCUGAAAGAUCUGGGAGAUAGUCAGGAGGUACACGGUGGCACAGUGGCACAGAUCUACUUGAAGACUGCUCUAGAGCACUGCAUCAUCUGCCCCUCGACCACAGUACGCACCAAAGCCCUCUCUCUCGUUGCUACAGCUGCGCGUCAGGGUCUCGUCCAUCCUGUCAGCUUCAUCGCCCCUCUCAUCUCCCUCCAAACUGAUCCUGAAUUUGCUGUUAGGUCCCGAGCCAUCAGCAUUCUUCAGGAGAUCUCUCAAAGAUACUCGGGUUUUCUAGCUCUGAAAGCAGCGCAAGGUAUUCGCAGCGGUUUUCUUCUCCAGCGGAUGAUUGCAUCAUCUUUGAACAAGCAGCAGACGAUUAUUCGUGGCGCUUAUGUUGGCAAAGCUGCUGCUACCUCCACUUCCUCCUGCCCUGACAAAACAGACGUCUCGAGUGCACAAGCUCGACCCCUCGCCCUCAGCCACCCAACUUACAGCCUCCUGCAGGGCAACAAACAACACCGGCGUUCUCUUAUCACUUCACUCGUCAACCUCUUUGACAUGGACUACAUUCCGCAACCAGCUUCCCAAGCCAUUUCGCCUUACAUUUCAAUGGCACCGGAUGUCACAGUGAGGAAAUCUGCCUCCACUCUCGGUGCCACGGCAACCGAUGUCGUCGACGCAACAUCCGAAGACAAUGGUCUUUCAGAGCUUAUUUAUGUCUGCGAUCACCUGGCCCACUUUCCCUAUAAGACGGUGGAUGAGGUCUACUACCUAGCACACUAUCUCGAUCUCCGUAUUAGCACAAUUGGCUCUGCGCUGGUUCGUAGCCUCCAGGACUGCCUUGUUUCAACCUCUCAACUGAAAUCAGAGUCUAGUGCUGUUGGAACUGAUGUCGAUGCUGUAACAGAACCCCCUUCUCUCAUUUAUGACCGAAAGGUAAUCAAUCUCCUGGAAGACGUGGAAUCGGAACUCUUUGCCAAAUCGGCUAUGCCUUUAGAGGUGGGUCCGAACGAACGAAAGGCCAUUGACCGCAUAAAUCGACCAGUCGCUGCGGGCAAACGUCUCGCCUUCCGCGAAAAGGUCUUUCGCAAUGGCCCUGCCUGCCUCCUUCUUAUGGCCAUUCGCAAAUACCUCGAGGAGGCCUACGAUGUCACUUCCAAUAAACUGAGUUCCUACUCCUCCACCGAUGAAAAACAUUUGCAAAAACCCAUUCCAUCGCCUUCAGCACGCACGCUUCACUCAGGCGUGCUUUACCAAUUGGUUGAGAUCCCCGCCAUAGUGACCUCCUGCGCCCUCAAUCCUGCAUGGCCAGUUGUGAGUCCUAGCCUGAAGGAGGCCUUAGUCCGUGACAGUGGUGCUGGCGACGCGGCAAAUUUGGACAUCAACGUCCUCCGAGUGGCCCUCCUCGUGCACCGCCAACUCCUCACUGUAGAUGGGUCUGAUGAGGCUCUGGGCAUGGAGAUCGCGCCUCCUCCAUCUCCUCUUCUGCCCCCGAUGCCUCGUCCCUCCAUCGGACCUAACGGCGAUAUGGUACAAUCAAAGAGGGCAGCGGCGGCGAUUCCAACCCAUCGGGAGACUGAGAGAUUUAGAGAAAAGUCCCAUAGUGACCAUCGCAUCUCAACCAAGAUACCGACCAAGAGCGGUCACUCCUCAUCUACAAAGCAUCGACGGGUCGGUGAAAAUGUAAGCGAGGAUAGGACGGGCAAUUUGAGCGACAGCCUCUCUUCCCUCUCGGACACUAGCUCGGUGCGCAAAAUGGCAGGCGGGACCAAGCAACAGUCCGCGUUUAUGCGGUACACUGAAAAGAAAAAGCGACGUCAACCUUCAUGUUCGCCUUCCACCAAACCGUCAAAACACCUCACUAAGUCAAAUCCAGAGGAAACCUCGACCCUCAGCAAGCACACUAUAACUUCCGCCUCCAUGCCAAAGAAAGACACCACUACCAAGUCGAGCUCCAGAAAGCGUCAACAUCACUUGAGCGAUACCGAACUCUCCUCCCUCUCCAGUUUGGAGGAGGAUCCUGCACUUCCUCGAAAACCCGCUAAAUGCCCCCCACAACCUUCGCCGUCGUUCACCAAGAAGGCAGUGGUAGCGGCGACGACUUCUGGUUCGGCGGAAAGGCCUGUUUUUUCCCGACCGAAGUAUGAUCUCGCCCCCCUUCCUGGCACACCGGAUAUUCUGACGCAACAGGAGCAGCGUCGGAGAAUGAAGGCUCUUGCUGCCAAGAAGGCCGUGGCCAAGCAUCUGUUGAUGGAGACAGCCAGGAAGAAGUCUCAGCCUGCUCAACCAUCUCCCAGGAGCGAGAGCUUCAAAAGAGAGUCUAAAAGGUCUUGCCGACUGAUCGACCAUGAUAGCGGCUCAGAUGUCGAGGAGGCAUCUUCGGUUUCGUCGGUAUCCUCCGUCUCCACGCCCUCAUCUUCCAGGAGCUCCUCUGAUUUCGAUUAA